AUGACCUCGAUCGACCUCGCACCAUCCCGCCGAGGGCGUAUCCUCCUGGUUGGCUCAGGGCUUGGACAUCCUUCCCUCCCCACAGUGGCUACCCACGCCGCGCUCACAAAACAUGCCGACCUCGUACUUUCCGACAAACUGGCGCCAGAGGUGGUUCUUGCGCUGGUUCCUCCUGGUGUCGAAGUGCGUAUGGCGUGCAAGUUCCCGGGUAAUGCGGAAGGCGCACAAAUGGAGCUCAUCGAAGCAGCCAUCGAGGCAGCCAACCGCGGGCUGACCGUCGUCUGGCUCAAGCAAGGUGACCCAACGGUACACGGGCGUGCAGGCGAGGAGGUGAUCUACUUCCACACCCGUGGAUUCGAGCCCGUGGUCAUUCCUGGUGUCAGCUCCGUCCUCGUAGGCUCUACCUUCGCUGGUAUCCCCGUUACUCAAAGGGGUGCUGCCAGGUCCGUCAUCGUCUGCACGGGUGUUGGGCCCCAGGGCAAAGAAGUCAAGCAGACAGACUCCAAGACGUCCCUGUUUUGA
This is a messenger RNA of Trametes versicolor FP-101664 SS1, 522 nucleotides long. RefSeq names its product tetrapyrrole methylase. The transcript is spliced from 3 exons. NCBI's taxonomy places the organism in Eukaryota, Fungi, Basidiomycota, Agaricomycetes, Polyporales, Polyporaceae. Gene Ontology annotation, biological process: siroheme biosynthetic process. Bases 1 to 522 code for a protein of 173 amino acids. Gene Ontology annotation, molecular function: uroporphyrin-III C-methyltransferase activity. The record is from RefSeq and is a predicted model, not a curated record.